AUGAAUUUAUUAAAUGAGGUCAAUGCUUUUAUUAAAACAUCACAAUAUCUCAAAGCCUUGAAAUUACUUAUAAGAUAUGAAUAUCAGGAUUCCUCAGAAAUCUGUAUUAAAAUUCUUAGAAGAUACUCUUAUGUUUGUAAUAAGUUACUUUUCAAAUAUUUAAUGAAAUAUGAUAAAAAAUCACAUAAAGUUAAGCCCAUCCUUUACAGAGCUUUCGAUGCACUUUAUAUGUGGAGCCAUUAUUUAUAAAAAGAAGAAACUAUUCACAAAGUCUUUACUCCAAAACGUCUAAGUUGCAUGUCUCCUCAAGCAUCUUAAAAAAUAAUUAAUCAAAGGACUAAAGUUAAUAGGAAAUGGCUCUUUUAAUAAAAGCGAUUAUUCCUGCAAUCCCUUUAAAACACAUUAAAAUACCAUUAUUUUUACCUAAAAUUAAGAAAAGAAACUACUUUUGCUUUACUAAUCUUAAAAAAAUUUAUAGUUGUUAGUUAUUUUAGUGAUUGCAAUUUUUAACUUCAUCAAAAGUCUAUUGAUAAUAGAUAAGAAAUGCUAAUGAUUAUUGGAUCAGCCUACUUUGAAAUUAAUUCUAUGGCAUAAACUAUCAAUCAUUUGUAUUUGUCAAUAAUAUUAGGAAUAGAAAAAACAAUCAUUCCCUUUUUUUACCUUAAAGAAUAAUUAAGAAUGUCAUAAUCAGAUUAUCAAUUUUAAAAGUAGAUUACAAAAACCACUUCUAUGUUAGUUUCCUCAAUUUCUUUAUUAGCUUCAGCUCAUGAAAUUAAAGGAGAAAUAUAAGAAAUGUAAACUUGUUUAUCAUUUUCUAAAUUUAUGUGCAAUAUUUUGAUUUUCUUUGAAAAAUGCACAGAUUUAUAAAAAGUUAUUGAAUAAAAUGAUAAGCUUAAAAAAGAAGCUUAUUCUCUUUAUUUAUUAGAAAAUGGCGAACUUAUUAGAUUUUCUAAAUUUCUUACAGAUUAUUAAAGUCAAAAAAGCAAUAUCAGUUUCACUCCAAGAACUUUAUAUGAAGAAUUACUUGAAAAACAUUAAAAAAUUGAUUAACCUUCAUUAAUAUUUACUAAUCAUCAUUAAGUUGAAAAUGAAGUCGUCAAUCAUUUUCAUAAGAAAACUAAUAGUGAAUUAACUGAAACAACUUUAGCAUCUGGAAGACCUAGCAAAUGUGGAACUGAAAUUUAGUUUUUUAACGAUUCUCUAGGUUUAACUAGUAUUUCUAUUUAAUAACCAUCAGAAUUUUAAAAAUUCAGAAGAUUUUAAAAGGUACAAAAAUACAAAAAAACUGGUAACAAUUUUUUAGCAAAAUUACUUUAAUUAAGUGAACAUAAUAAACAUCAAGAAUAUAAAUUUUAAUCUUAGUAAAUAAAAAGAGAAAGUUCAUUCAAUACUUUAGAAUAAGAAAUUAAUAAGAUAAUUGAUAGAAGGCUUCCAAGAAAUCAUAUUCCUUUUGAAUAAUCCUAAUUUUAAUGCAAUAAAUUAAUCAAGUAAGAAUCUGAAUAGAGAAAAGAAUUUCCAUUUGCUUAUGAUAUGUUAAAAUUCAAAUAGGAUUUUUCGAGUGGCUUAUGUAUUCUUGAAGAGAAUAUUUAAGAAGUAAAUAUUAUUUUUAAUUAGUUUAAUAAACAUUUUGAAUUUAAUGUUUUAAUGUACUUUGACUAUUUAACUUAGAGUAAGGAGAGUGCUAUGAGUAAUUUGAAAUACAAUUAAAAUUUCUCAAAACUAAGAUUAGCUGAAUAAAAAUUGAUAUAAUCUAGAAAUUUAGUUUUAAAAAAGUAAGUUGAAUCUAUCUAGCAGGAAAAGGAGGAAGAAAAAAAGAAAGAUACAGAAAAUGAAACAUAAGCUAAUCUAUUAUUUGAAACAGUAUAAAAAAGAAAAACUAUGCUUUUUAACAUAUUAGGUACUAAUGAUACACCAAUAAAAACUCCUUAAAUAAAUGAAAGUCAAGCUUAAAAAUUAGAAAAAAAUGUUUUUAAAUUCUCUUCAACAAAUACAACACCAAAGAAUAACUCCCUAUCAGAAUAAAUAAGAUAAUUUAGUGCUUAAAGAGAAAAAUAAAUUUAAUAAUAAUAUUUUACUAAAGCUUAAACAACAAUUAAAGCUCAGCUAUUAGAAAGUGAAUUUUUAAUUGAAUAAAAAUAAAAUGCAAAACAUAUUUCGGAACCUCCAGAAUUAUUAUUAACAAAAUUAGGUAAUAAUGAUGAUUUGGCAAAUUCGAUAAAACAUUUGAAAGCAACAGGAUUUUAAAAGAUCUUAUUAAAAAAAAGAAAGACGACCAAGCUGGCUUCUACAAAGCUAUGA
Paramecium sonneborni is the source of this 2298-nucleotide messenger RNA. NCBI's taxonomy places the organism in Eukaryota, Ciliophora, Oligohymenophorea, Peniculida, Parameciidae. The record is from the annotation of a GenBank genome assembly.